CUCUAGUCUAUUUAGAGGUUUCCCUCGGCAGGUUGGUUGCUUUUGGGAUUCCUUUAUUGGCCUUCAAGCUAGCUUGGGAUUCUUCACAUAAUAUAGUUGCUUGUGGAGAGGUGGUGAAGGAAUUCAAGUGUCUGUUUCGGCAUUGUUUAUAUGCUUGAAAGGUUACUACUGUGAUCCGAGCAUACUUUGGAAGGGAGGGAUUUCUUCUUUUUUUUUUUCAGGGGGUACGUAUCAUCUGUCUGCUUUUUAUUGAUCUUCAAAUGCACAUUGGUUUGCUACUGAGACCAGAGGAAGAAAAUAUAGGAAAGGCUUUGCUUGCUGCACUGGGUUAAGCUCGAGGAAUAGCUCUAAUAAAUAUAUUCCGAGCGAUCUGUAGUAUUGGAAGAGGUUAUUGUUUUGCUUGGUCAUUGUAUAGAAUUUAGGUUGCUUAGACUCCAACAAGGCUGAGGAGUAGUACAGGCAGUAACUGCACUUGAGUUUUGAGUUUUAGUUCUCUUUUUCUUUUCGAUAUUUUUUGGUUCUCUUUUUGUGUGGAAAGAAAGCUUCUCCAGCUUGAAAGAAUGCUCGCUUUGGAAAGAGGAGUUUUCUUGGGAUUAGCAAGCCUUCUGAUUCUUAUUCUUCUCACACCAUUGGUGAAUUCAUCCCGAGACCCCCAUAAACCAAGUCAAAGCCACAAGACCAGACAACAAAACCAACUGAAGCUGACUCCUGAACUCUCAUUUCAAAUCACACUCCACGCAUUCCUUCUCUGGGCUUCCAUUGGUUUCUUGAUGCCUAUUGGGAUAAUCAUAAUUAGGAUAUCAAACAGAGUUGAAUGUGGCAAAAAGCUCAAGGUUCUCUUCUACUCCCAUGUCAUUGUGCAGAUGAUAGCUACCCUGCUUGCUACUGCUGGGGCAGUUCUGGCUAUAAUGAACUUUGAGAAUUCCUUCAGUAACACUCAUCAGAGGACAGGGUUGGCACUUCAUGCAUUGAUAUGGAUUCAACCUUUGAUUGGCUUUCUCAGGCCUCGCAGGGGAGUGAAACUAAGGAGCAUAUGGUACUUUGUGCAUUGGCUACUUGGAAUUGGAAUUCCUAUUUUGGGGAUCAUAAACAUUUACAUUGGCCUGCACACCUACCAUGAGAGGACCUCCAGAAGUGUAAGGUUGUGGACUGUUCUCUUCACUGCAGAGAUUGUGAUCAUUGCUUUCAUCUAUCUUUUCCAAGACAGGAGGGAUUAUAUGAUGAAGCAGGGAGUGAUCCUAGGUGAUGAGCAGAUCAGACCCACUGACCAUAUAACUGUCCAAGUACCAGCCAGAAAGAGUUAGUAUCAAUUACCUAGUGGAGAGCCAAGGUCCCAAGGGCUUGUUUUCAUGUGCUCAUGAACUAUUUUAGCUCUAGCAUUGGCUCAAACUCUUUUGUUCUUCUGUCAGUGCAUUCUUUUAGCAACAUGGUGAAAGUGUUGGAAACUGUCAAUGGAAUGGAAGUAUUGGAAUUAGAAAAGGAUGUUAUGUAUGAGAAGUAUGGUAUAGUGGGGGCUUUGCUGCUUAGAAAUUUUUUGAGAUGUAGUCUGCUGCUUAGAAUUGAGAUCCAUUGUGUAAUAUAAAUUUAAGCAUCUGUGUACAAUGAUCAAAUAGGAUUAGUUGCAAUUCAAGACUUCUCCUUUCUGUAAUUAUAAUUUUUUGUUUCAUCUUCUGAAAUAAUACAGCAUUUGAACAUA
This is a messenger RNA of Phoenix dactylifera (date palm), 1696 nucleotides long. RefSeq names its product cytochrome b561 domain-containing protein At2g30890-like. The record is from RefSeq and is a predicted model, not a curated record. Lineage: Eukaryota; Viridiplantae; Streptophyta; Magnoliopsida; Arecales; Arecaceae. Gene Ontology annotation, molecular function: transmembrane monodehydroascorbate reductase activity; heme binding.